Lagopus leucura (white-tailed ptarmigan) is the source of this 3725-nucleotide messenger RNA. RefSeq names its product interleukin 13 receptor subunit alpha 1 (gene IL13RA1). Gene Ontology annotation, cellular component: membrane; external side of plasma membrane. Bases 50 to 1327 code for a protein of 425 amino acids. Gene Ontology annotation, biological process: cytokine-mediated signaling pathway. The record is from RefSeq and is a predicted model, not a curated record. Gene Ontology annotation, molecular function: cytokine receptor activity; protein binding. The transcript is spliced from 10 exons. NCBI's taxonomy places the organism in Eukaryota, Metazoa, Chordata, Aves, Galliformes, Phasianidae.
AGUGCGAGCGUGCGGUCGGUCGCUGUCGGACGGAGGGAGCUGUGGAGCGAUGGAGAGCCGGGGUUCGUUCGGAGCUCCGCUGCGGUGUCGGUUGCUGUUCCUCGCCGCGUGUUUUGCGGUGGCGGCGGCGGUGGUUGCAGGAGAAAAAGUUCUACCCCCUCCAUCCAACCUCAACUAUUCAUUUAUCCAAAUCUGCACCUUGAACUGGACAUGGAAUCCCCCAGAGAACAUCAGCAGUAGCUGUGACCUGGAAUAUUCCAGUGACAUCCUGAUCGAUGAGGUGUCUCAGCACAAAAACGAGUGGAGAAAGAGUCUCUUUCGUGUGACUGACACAGUCUUGAAUAAGGAGAUGCGUUUCAAAGUGAGAAGUGAGUGCAAGAACAGUAAUGCCACCAAUCACAGCCAAUGGGUGGAGACCUCUGUUCCACCAAAAGGUGUUCCAGGGACUGCUGCUGUUGGCCUGAGCUGUGUCUGGCACAACCUGGAGUACAUGCUUUGUAUGUGGCAUCCUGGAGAGAAUGCAAGUAGGGAUACCAAUUACAGUUUAUUCUACUGGUUUGAUGGUUUGGAAAGACAUAAAGAGUGCAAAAAUUAUUCUGUGAGCCAAGGAAGCUUUGAAUGUGCCUUCAGUUUUGCCUUCCCUCAGGCUGCCAAUAGGUACCCACUGAUCAGUAUAUUGAUCAGAGAUGACUCCGAAAAUAUUAUGCCUGUAUGCGUGACUGAAAAUCCUACCACCCUUGUAAAACCUGCCACACCAACGAUAGCUAAACUAUCAUAUGUUAACAAUGGAAUUCACCUGCAGUGGAGUGAAUCGGGCACCAUUCCAGCAAAUUGUCUCAGUUAUGAAGUGAGAUACCACAAGGGUGACUUGACCACUGCUCAGACAAUUCAAGUUAAAUUUAAUUCUACAUCGAUUCCUAGUGUUGACCCUAAUAGCAAGUAUACCUUCCAAGUGAGAGCACAGCCCAAGGUUGAAUGCUACAGCAGCAAAUUCUACAGUGAUUGGAGCGAAGAAAGGAGCAUCGGUGAGAACCCAAACUCUGCGUUCCAUUUUCUUUUAAUUAUCACCAUUCCAUUAAUAGUGACAGUGUCCACAAUAAUCCUACUUGUUUACCUUAAAAGGCUUAAGAUAUUAAUUCUUCCCCCCAUCCCGGACCCUCGGGAAAUCCUGAAGCGCAUGUUUGGGGAGCAGAACGAGGAUCCCCAGAGCUGUGCAAAGGAGGACUGUAUGAGUGGUUACGACAGGUUAAUCAAGGAAGAAGAAAUUCAUUCUUUAAUUUUAAUAGAAACUCCUGAAUCCUCUAAUUCUGAAAAAGAGCACCGAUAAACUGCUUUCAGAAUAGAAGAUAAGUGAAGAUUUCCAGAGUUGCUCCUUUAACUCAGGUGACAAAGUGGAUGUGAAAAGGCCUGCGGACCAUUCACCAACUCCUACUUCCGGAGUCCUUUCUGAGCCUUAUUUCUUUGAUGCUCAGAAGAUGCAUCACCAUUGUUGGCCAUUCUUCCAUCUCUGCUAGCAAAAUUCAUCUUGGAUCCUUUGAGAUGAGCAUGUACAUAAAUUUCAUCUGACUGCAUUGCAGUGUUUUUUGUUCAGCCUCUGACCUGCUCUGCCCUGUUACUUGUCACCUGCACCUGUGUUUGUGCUGCACAGUUUGUAAGCGUUGGCUGCUUUUUGUCAGGUUUUGUUUGUUUUGGAGCGUGUGCUCCAAAGUGUUUGGCUUUGUUCCUCAGCAGGUGAGGCAGGGUUUGAUAGCAGCAGGUGAGUCACUGUUGAGCUGCACACGGAGCUGCCAAUAGAUGGGAUGCAGAGCAGCAGCCCUUUGGGCGCCCUGGGCAGGGGGUUUGCAGGAAACAUCCAUGGACUGACCUUCCCAAGCUGUGCUUCAGCCGUGGGCUGAAUAAACCCAGUAUGAGAGUUGCUUUUUCUUGAGAUACGUGUGAGACACCUCCCCACCUUCCAGCUGGUAUCCAGACUGUUGACAGAAGACUCGCUUUGGCUUUUUUUAUCCUUUCAAGUGCCUUAGCUACAAGGCCUUCAUGAACUUUGAGUGUUAACGAAACUUCUUAAGUGAUAACCAUUAUCUUUACCUCUGUUGUGCAGUGGCUGGUGACUGUCACCAGACUGUCAUCUUGUUCUGGCCAUAUUGGCCAAGUGACUACAGGAGCUGAAUCAUAGGGAGUUUAUCCAGCAGAAUUACCAGGGUGGAUGCUUGAGUCCUAGACCACAGAAACUGAGUGAAUGCGAGGACUUCAAGAUUUGCCUGUACUGCUGUGCUGAGGGAUUUGGGGAAGGAGAUGAUGACAACCUUGGCCUGCUUUCUUGGGGACAAACUUUGUUGUUUCAGUAAUGAUAUAGAAUUGUUAAGGUUAGAAAAGACCACGAAGAUCAUCUGCUGAUGACAUUUGGAUUCCAGUUUCCUCUCUUGGGACUUUGCAGUUUUUUUUAAAAGGUGCUUAUUUGACUUCAAGGAAAACUUUUUUUUGACUUUUUUUCUUUUUUUUUUUUUUAAUCAUGAAUUAAUUUGUUCAUUUUUUUCUUGCAUGGUUUUAUUUUGAGGUUACUUUACCCAGCAGAGCCCAGCAGAAGUUUUCUGGCACAACUGUGACUUUUCUCUGCACUGAGUUGCGAGCGUUUGGUUUGUGAGCUGUGCUGCAAGGCUGCUGACAGCAGAGCAUGGUUUGUGCUGGAGGCAGAAAGCUGUGGGGAGAAAGGGGCUGUGCUGAGGGGCUUCUUGCUUCUCCCUCUUCUUCCUCAGCAUCACAGUGUGGGUGUGUGGGUUGUUGAAGCCUGUUGAAGCCACUGACUUCCUCCCUCUCAAUAUUUCCCAGUCCCCACUGAACCACUCAGAUAUGCAGUUCCUUCCACAUCUCCUGCCUACCUCCAGCUGCUGAUGGUGGAAAGGGAAGGAGAAGUGCAGCAGAACUAACAGAUCACAUACUACCUUAAAUCUUCUACUUGCAAACAUGCUAAAAAUGUAUAAAUUGGUUGAUGAGACAAAACAAGAAGUCUCAGGGAUUUCAGUGCGAUAGAAUGACGCUCAGGUUAUACAGAGUCAGCUAGCAGCACUGUUUGGUAUUCCAGAGGUAAAAGAAUAGCAUGGAGGAAAAGGUAUUAAUUUCGUUCAUGGACUUCACUCCCGCUGCCAUGCAAUGCUCAUGUCAUUAUAGAGAGAUAAUGAUUUCUCACAUCUACCUCAUCUCAAAUGUUGCUCGUUGUAGACCGCUAGACAAACAAAUGUAUGAUUUCAGUAUCAGUAAUCAUAACAUACCGAAAGCCACAAACCUUUAUGUUAUAUCAAUCUAGGAAGAUAAUCCUUGGUGCUUUACCCUGAGUUCUUUUGGCUUUGUUCUGGUGCUUAUGGUAAAACCAAAGUGUGUUUGUUUGGAAAACAAACAGAAAUCCCGCAAGGAAAAGGAGGGGGUAAAAGCAGACUUGAAGUUCUAGGCUGAAAGAGCUUAAAUACAGAGGAUGGUUUGUAUCAAUAGAGAAAUGUUUGGGGUAAUCCUUUGUUUUUGUGUAAUAGCAAUUGACACACUUCCCGAUGGACGGGUGCUCUUCCUGAGCUUGUGUUUCAGCAUGCAAAGUGUCUGUGUGUAUUGUGGUCUCCAGCACAUCUUGUUUACGGUGAGGGUUUUCUCCCCAGUUUUGCUGUUGUUUGUGUGCUGUUUGUUGCAGUUACUUGAGCUGUAUGUUUGUUUAAAAAACGAAUAAAUACGUUGGAAUAUUU